Molecule: messenger RNA, 2057 nt
Organism: Astrephomene gubernaculifera
Lineage: Eukaryota; Viridiplantae; Chlorophyta; Chlorophyceae; Chlamydomonadales; Astrephomenaceae
Source: the annotation of a GenBank genome assembly
AAAGCGAACUACGUUCGCAUAUUGACAGGUUACAAUCACCCAGAAAGUAAUAACUGCUAUCAUAUUAAAUACAGCAAAAUGCUUCUGCUCUUUGAAACAGCGGCGGGCUUUGCCCUAUUUAAAGUCCUGAAGGAGAAGAAGAUUGAGGAGGCAGAAGACCUUGCUGCGGAUUUCCAGACGCUUGAGCAGGCGCAGAAGGUUGUCAAGCUCAAGGCGUUCAGCAAGUUCGAGAACACGACGGAGGCGCUCGCGUCUGCCACAGCGCUUGUUGACAGCAAGCUGAGCAAGGGACUGAAGAAAUUCCUCAAAAAGCACGUCGAUGCUGAGGAGAAGCUCGCCAUCCUUGACAAGAAGCUGGGAAGCAUUGUCCAAGAGAAGCUCGGCCUGAACGUGCUCUGGAGCAACCAAGUCCUUGAGCUUAGCCGUGGCAUCCGCAGCCAGCUUACUGGCCUCAUCAGCGGCCUGGCGGGCGCUGACCUGCGGCCCAUGUCGCUAGGUCUCAGCCACAGCCUAUCGCGCUACAAGCUGAAGUUCAGCCCCGACAAGGUGGACACCAUGAUCGUGCAAGCCAUCGGCCUGCUGGACGACCUGGACAAGGAGCUCAACACCUAUGCCAUGCGCGUGCGAGAGUGGUACGGCUGGCACUUCCCUGAGAUGACGAAGAUCGUUACCGACAACAUCCACUACGCCAAGGCGGUGGUCUUCAUGGGCACGCGCGACCAGGCGCAGGGCCUGGACUUCUCGGGUAUCCUGGAGGAGGAGGUGGAGGGGCAGCUCAAGGCAGCGGCUCAGGUGUCCAUGGGCACCGACAUCAGCGAGUCGGACCUCGACAACAUCAAGGACCUGGCCAACCAGGUCAUUGCGUUGUCGGAGUACCGCGGACAGCUGUUCGAGUACCUGCGCAACCGCAUGAACGCGGUGGCGCCCAACCUGACGGUGCUGGUGGGUGAGCUGGUGGGCGCGCGUCUGAUUGCGCACGCCGGCAGCCUCAUCAACUUGGCCAAGCAGCCAGCCAGCACAGUGCAGAUCCUGGGUGCGGAGAAGGCGCUGUUCCGCGCGCUUAAGACGAAGCACGAGACGCCCAAGUACGGCCUCAUCUACCACGCGUCGCUGAUUGGCCAGUCUGCGCCCAAGUACAAGGGCAAGAUCAGUCGUGUGCUGGCCGCCAAGUGCGCGCUGGCAAUCAGGGUGGACGCGCUGGGCGACGCCAACGAUGCCACCGUGGGUGUGGAGGCGCGACAGAAGGUCGAGGCACGGCUGCGCCAACUGGAGGGCAAGCUGCUUGGAACAGAGGCGGGGACGUCGAAGGGCAAGGAGCAGCCCGUCAAGUACGACAAGACGCGGCAAGGCGCCACGCCAGCCCUGGCCACCCAGCCGAAGGCGUACAACGCCGAUGCGGACGUGCCUGAGCCGGCUGCUGAGGAGAAGAAGGAAAAGAAGGAGAAGAAGGAGAAGAAGAAGAAGGCCGAGGAGCCGGCGGAGGUAGAGGAGGAGCAGCCGAAGAAGAAGAAGGCCAAGGUGGCUGAUGGGGAGGCAAACGGCAAGGAGGAGAAGAAGAAGGACAAGGAGGGCAAGAAGAAGAAGAAGGCGGCUGAGUAAGCGGUUUGGUUGCCUGGCGAAAGCACCACGUGCAUUCACCAGGUGCAUCCUCACCGCAUUAGGUUGCAUUAGAGCAUCAGAACUGAGAGCGGCGGAGCAACGCAAACAGGCGCUUGUAAACCAGCCGUGGCAGGUUUAGCGAACUGUGCUAUUAGGGAGACGCGGGUUAUUUGUUUGACCCUUGACUGCUAGGGGAGGGGGCAACAGGACGUUGUGGCCUGCAUCGUACCGGCCCUGUGACAGGCGCCAGGCAGGAAUUUGGCCGAGUCAUCUCGGCGUGCCGACCUUUCACCUUCUAGACGUUUGAUGCUGGGAGUUUCUAGCUGGGUUUGCUUAAAGCUUAGGCCGUAGCCCUCGGGCGUGUUGGUCAUGCGGUUGUAUCCGCUGGCGGGGCUCACAACACGGUUCAUUUCACCGUGGACGCUCGCAUCCACAGUUGUAAGAACCCCUGGCGGUCG